UUUAUCUUUGCGCACCCUCAGCAGUUUCCACCUCUGAUCUCCCUGUGGCCCUUUGCUAUUUUCAAGCUAACUUGUUGGUGCUUUGCAGGAGUGUUCAGAUUCCCAGAACAGGCCUCCUGUACAUGGUUUCUCUGCAGCAGACCUAACAGGAUAAUCUGGAGACAGCCCAGAAGGCAGCUCGGACUGUGAAGGCUACCAGCAAAAGCUUUGUUAUUUGGUUCUCAACUGCACAGAAAUAGCUACAGUUCUGAGGACACGCCAUAAUUCACCACCAGGAUCUUCUAGGACAGAGUAACGGUAACAUCAUGGGCUCGGAGGGUCUCCAACUCCUUGCUUUCAUCCUGGCCUUAGCGGGGGUCUCUGGAGUGCUCACCGCCACUCUGCUGCCCAACUGGAAGGUGAGUGCAGACAGAGGCUCCAACAUCAUAACAGCCAUUGCACAGCUGCAUGGGCUGUGGAUGGACUGCACGUGGUACAGCACUGGGAUGUUCAGCUGCACUCUGAAAUACUCCAUCCUGUCGCUCCCCAUCCACGUGCAGGCUGCAAGGGCCACCAUGGUCCUGGCUUGUGUUUUCUCUGCCUUGGGAAUCUGCACUUCUAUAGUAGGAAUGAAAUGCACUCACUUAGGAGGAGACAGGCAGACCAAGAGUCAAGCUUCCUUGGCUGGAGGAGUAUGCCUCAUGUUGGCGGGGACUUCUGGCUUAAUCCCGACAGUGUGGUACACCAAGGAGAUCAUAGCCAACUUUCUAGAUCUGAGCGUUCCAGAAAGCAGCAAGCACGAGCCUGGAGGAGCGGUCUACAUCGGACUCGUUUCGGCACUGUUGCUGCUUGUCUCAGGAGUUAUUUUCUGCACUUCAUACACCAGGAAGCACCCGGCACUGAGGCUCUACCCGCACAGCACUUCUGACACCAGGAGGAUUCCGGCACCCCAGCUCUACCCUCCCAAGCAGACACGCACCUCUACCUGGCAACCAGAGACCAGCUCGGCAUACAGCCUGAAGGACUAUGUGUAACCGGCUGUGCAAGGCACAUGCAAUAUGCAGUGUGGCUCCUGGGUCUGCUGAAACUAUUUUAUACUGAAAAAAAAAAAUGACAUUUGUGCUUAACUUCCUUUACAAAGAGUACAAAGUACCUUAAAAAUUGUGAUGGAAUUUAAAAUGCCAACAAAGCACCACUGCAUCUGUCCCAAUGUCUUCCCUCAUCUUUCUUUAUUGCUUUCCUUGUUUUGUUGAAGUCUAUACUUGAAAGACGUCCUGACUGGAUUAAUAAGGCAAUUAAUUGGCAGCAUUUACUCACUUUUUAAGGUAACUCUUAGAUUUAUCUUCUAAAUUAGCUUUUCUUAAUGGCCAAAUGUAAAAAGCACCUUGCCCCGACGGGGCCCAAGAACACAGCCCACUUUUGUCCUCUGGUGGGCAAUGUCUGAGCAGCCUGCUUGUUUUACAGCCAUAGGAUAUGGAGGAGACCCCAGAAACAGAACUUAUAAGAUGCUGCAAGCCAUCUAUCCCAAGCCCCAACCUCCAUUCUGAUUUUCAUUUAAAAAUAUCAUGUGUUGUACAUGGGCUUAUAUAUAUAUAUACACACACACAUAUAUGCAAACUAAGAUUAGGCAGAACUGUAAAAUCAAAGAUGCUACUACACAUAAAGAUCAAUAUAAAAUACUGUACUUUUUAAAUACAAGCCAAGCAAUAAGAGCUUGAUUGUUACUUUGUUCUUUUUCUUCUUUUUUUUUGAGACAGAGUUUCAUUAUGUAACCCAACGUGCCUGGAAUUCACGAUCCUCCUGUCAGCUUCCUGUGUGCUGCAGUUUACAAGCCUAAACUACCAAGCUCAGCUGAGUCACUUUCAAGUUGUGUUUUUUCCCCUUAAACUUUAAGUUAACAAAAGCAUGACUAUUCUUAAAUAAAUGAACAGCUUCAGUUAAUAGAAAUGAAAUUCUUAAAGCAUAAAGAAUCAUUUAAAAUGAUUAUACGUAAUUCAAAUAUUUUAACAAAAAUCGGACUUUCUAUGGUUGUAAAAGAAACACUGUAGUUUUCUGAUUUGUUUACUUAUGCUUAAUAAUGGCUCAUAAUGCAGUUGCUAAAGGAAGAAAAGACUAUACAUUAAUAAAUCAGGAAGGGGAAAAUGUGAAUGAUUUUCAUUUGUCAUAAAGAAGAGACUAAAAUAUCUGAUCUCUAUUUUACUUGGGAGACCAUCAUUCUCCUCUGCGACAGCAGGCUUUUAACUGGACAGCGAAAACGAGAAGGCAUUACUUCACACGAGAACGGAGGGGCAUCAUUUCACCACAAGUUUUAAUGGCUAUUUAUUAAUGUAUACGUUCCUUUUAGGUAGUCAAAUAUUUCCUAAAGAAACAAAAUAUUAAAAAGAAUUGUAAUGAAGAGUAUAUAGCUCUGAACCCCAUAUGGUUUGCUCAUUUUACUUAACGUACAUCAGUGUUUAGACAGUCUAUGUGGCCCGGCAACCUGUGUUAAACAAUCACUGCAGGGCAGGCCCUUCGCUCUAACUCUACCCUGCUGUUUUCAAGGCUCAGGUGAGCUCAGUCUGCAGGGCAAAUGUGGCAAGGCCUGGAGACACUGGGUUGUCACAACUGAGGAACUACUACUGGAAUCAAGUGGGAAGAGGCCAGGAUGCUGCCGGCCAUGCACAGGACAAACCCUGCAACAAAGGACGAUCUGGCCCCAAAAUGUAGGCAGAUGUGAGGUCGACAAGUUCUGGACUAGUAAAAUAUUCACUUUUCUUACAUUAAAAAUUUACAAAUAGAAAAGCCAAAACACCAAAAAAGCUCUUUUACUUACUGAACAUCUAUGAAUGCAUACAUGUGCACAUAUACAUACACAGAUGCACACACAUAUACAGCUGUAAUUUGGCUAUGAUUUGCCCUGAAGUUCUAUGUACUGGAACCUUGGUCCUGGCUGGCGAUGCUGACAUGGUGGAACCUUUGAGCACCUUAAUGAAUAGAUCAAUGCGGGUCUCACAGGAGUGAGUUCUCUGAGAGUCAGCUAUUAUAAAAUGAGGCCCCCCCCAUGCUUAGCCUCUCAGGAGGCCAUUUUUUUUUCCCUUCAGCUUUUCUGCAAUAUUAUGGUACAGGGAAGGAAACUAUGCCAGGAUGCCACUUUUUAGC
This is a messenger RNA of Nannospalax galili (Upper Galilee mountains blind mole rat), 3117 nucleotides long. It is a transcript of the gene Cldn20, whose product is annotated as claudin 20. Gene Ontology annotation, biological process: cell adhesion; bicellular tight junction assembly. Lineage: Eukaryota; Metazoa; Chordata; Mammalia; Rodentia; Spalacidae. The transcript is spliced from 2 exons. The record is from RefSeq and is a predicted model, not a curated record. Bases 306 to 1013 code for a protein of 235 amino acids. Gene Ontology annotation, molecular function: structural molecule activity. Gene Ontology annotation, cellular component: plasma membrane; bicellular tight junction.